CUCCCUGCCGCCAAAAUUUCGUACAAAUUCAACCGCACCUUCGCUGCGCAAGCUUUCCCUUUCUUUAUCUCGUUUUCAUGGCAAAUUUUCAUGGAAACAAAAUAAUUCCAUCCACCCCGCAUUCCCCAGCCCACCACUUCCUUCUCCAAGCGGGUCCUCAUCUGAAACCUCUACAGCAAGUCCACGCUUACAUAAUCGUAUCCGGCUCUGGUCACAGCCGAUCCCUUCUUACAAAGCUUCUCAAUCUGGCUUGCGCGGCUGGCUCCUUUAGCUACACGCAUCAAAUCUUUCUAUCUGUUACAAAACCUGAUUCAUUCCUAUUCAGUUCCCUAAUCAAAUCGGCAUCCAAAUUUCACUUCUCCAUUUAUUCCCUUUACUUCUACAGUUGUAUGCUCCUUUGUAAUAUCUCACCAUCUAAUUAUACAUUCACGUCUGUAAUAAAAUCCUGUGCUGACUUGUCGUUUCUGAAACUUGGUAAAAUCAUCCAUGGGCACGUCUUGGUUAAUGGGUUUGGUUUGGAUGUUCAUGUACAGGCUGCUUUGGUGGCUUUUUAUGGGAAGUCUGGUGACUUGGGUAAUGCGAGGAAGGCGUUUGAUAAAAUGCCGGACAGGAGUAUUGUGGCGUGGAAUUCAAUGAUUUCAGGAUAUGAGCAAAAUGGGUGUGGGAAGAAUGCCAUUGUGUUGUUUAAGAAAAUGAGGGAAGCUGGCGUUGAGCCGGAUUCAACCACUUUUGUGAGUGUAUUAUCAGCUUGUGCUCAGUUGGGGGCACUUGGUAUGGGACGUUGGGUGCAUGAAUACAUCACUGCGCAUGGUGUGAAUUUGAAUGUUGUGCUUGGUACUUCUUUGAUUAACAUGUAUACGAGGUGUGGUGAUGUAGGGAAAGCAAGGGAAGUUUUUGAUUCGAUGAAUGAAAGAAAUGUUGUUGCUUGGACAGCAAUGAUUUCUGGAUAUGGGAUGAAUGGUUAUGCUCACCAAGCUGUUGAAUUGUUUGAUGAAAUGAGAAGGAGAGGUCCAUGUCCCAAUAGCAUUACAUUUGUUGCUGUUUUGUCUGCAUGUGCUCAUGCAGGGCUAGUGAAAGAAGGUCGCAAGGCGUUUGCAAGCAUGCGAGAAGAGUAUCAUUUGACCCCUGGCGUGGAGCAUCACGUCUGCUUGGUAGAUAUGCUUGGGCGUGCUGGACUCCUUGAUGAAGCAUAUAGCUUUAUCAUUGAAGAAGUUCCUAAAGAGCCAGCAGCAGCUAUCUGGACGGCCAUGCUUGGGGCUUGCAAGAUGCAUAAGAAUCUAGACCUUGGCGUGCAAGUUGCUGAGCAGCUAUUAAAUGCUGAACCAGAAAAUCCAGGUCACUAUGUGAUGCUAUCUAACAUAUAUGCUUUGGCAGGUCGAAUGGAUCGAGUAGAAAUGGUUAGAAACGUUAUGAUCCAAAAAUGUUUAAAGAAGCAAGUUGGCUAUAGCACGAUAGAAGUUGAUCAUAAGACUUAUUUGUUUAGCAUGGGUGACAAGUCUCACCCUGAGACAAAUGAAAUUUAUCGAUAUUUAGAUGAACUGAUGUCACGGUGUAGAGAAGCAGGUUAUGCAGCAGUACCUGAGUCAGUGUUGCAUGAAUUGGAAGAGGAGGAAAGAGAAUUUGCACUUAGGUACCACAGUGAAAAGCUUGCAAUAGCAUUUGGGCUAUUGAAAAUGAGCCAUGAAGCUCCUAUCAGGAUCAUAAAGAACCUUCGAAUGUGUGAGGACUGUCAUUGGGCAAUCAAGUACAUUUCAGUUGUUGCUAAUAGAGAAAUUAUUGUCAGGGAUAAGCUUCGUUUCCACCACUUCAAGGAUGGUUCAUGUUCAUGCCUAGACUAUUGGUGAUGGGCGCCAUACGGUAUCUAGCAUUUCACAUUUGCUUGACCAUCAUAGAUAACAAAUAUCAUUUGUACAUGUUAGUGCUUCAUUAGGUUUUUCUGGAUAAAGAUAAAAAAGUACAUUAUUGAUCAACUUAUGGUACUACGAUGUUGGUGCCGCUAUUCUUUUGGAUAAUAAACAAAGGGCUUCCGAGUCAUUAUUUUCUCAAACAAAAGAAACUUGAAAUGUAUCCAAGUACACAUUGGUAGUUUUCGCACAACGUCAGUGUUGGCUGUUCAGGUGAUGGGAGAGAUGGGUCGUGGAUAUGGUUGGCUGUCAUAUGAUGACAAGAUAUAUACUCUGAUAGCACUCGAGCGUUGCCAAUCUGACUGCAAGAAUUGUUUCUCCGAAGGGAUAUAUGUACUGGUACUCUGGUAGUCCAUAGAGCAAAGGAGAUAGGCUAUACUAUCAUGUAAUCAAAGGAAAUUAACCAUGGCAUAUUCUAUUCCAUUUUGUAAUGGGCAUAAGUGAAGUUUUGGAGCUUU
Messenger RNA from Hevea brasiliensis (rubber tree), 2362 nucleotides. Its product is annotated as pentatricopeptide repeat-containing protein At2g33760. The record is from RefSeq and is a predicted model, not a curated record. Bases 78 to 1844 code for a protein of 588 amino acids. Gene Ontology annotation, molecular function: RNA binding; zinc ion binding; protein binding. The transcript has a single exon. Gene Ontology annotation, biological process: RNA modification. NCBI's taxonomy places the organism in Eukaryota, Viridiplantae, Streptophyta, Magnoliopsida, Malpighiales, Euphorbiaceae.